Messenger RNA from Polypterus senegalus (gray bichir), 5826 nucleotides. RefSeq names its product retinoblastoma binding protein 6 (gene rbbp6). Gene Ontology annotation, molecular function: ubiquitin protein ligase activity; nucleic acid binding; zinc ion binding. Gene Ontology annotation, cellular component: nucleus. The record is from RefSeq and is a predicted model, not a curated record. Gene Ontology annotation, biological process: protein ubiquitination; mRNA processing; ubiquitin-dependent protein catabolic process. The transcript is spliced from 17 exons. The coding region runs from base 364 to 5496 and encodes 1710 amino acids. Lineage: Eukaryota; Metazoa; Chordata; Cladistia; Polypteriformes; Polypteridae.
UCCUGUGCGUCUUGCCGGCGUCGUGCCGUGUUGCGGAGCUGAGAGACGGGCACCAUUUUCUCGAUUGCGAGGCAUAACAAUUUUUUGUUUUCGUUCAUGUUUUUCCUUAUUAUUUUCAGUGGAUAAUUGGUAGUGAUCUGAGCAAGUUCUUCUAAAGGCGAGCGAAGUCUGGAUCUUCGGCGUAGUCAAGACUUGUUAGUGCGUGCGUUUCCGCAGAUGGCGGCCUGAGCUAUGCUUUGCUCCCCGGCCAUUUUAGGCGGCGCUUGCACUGUCGUCUCCUCGGCUCGGCCCAGGGGCUUGCUUUUUGCUGCUAGCCGAGUUCCUGUAAGAACUUCGACUUGGUUUGUUCACUGAGACUCGACCAUGUCCUGCGUGCACUACAAGUUUUCAUCCAAGCUCAACUAUGAUACAGUCACCUUCGAUGGCCUCCACAUCGCUCUCUGCGACCUGAAGAAACAAAUCAUGGGAAGGGAGAAACUGAAGGCGGCCGACUGCGACCUACAGAUCACCAAUGCUCAGACAAACGAAGAAUAUACUGAUGAUGCUGCCCUCAUUCCAAAGAAUUCCUCUGUGAUUGUUAGAAGGAUUCCUAUUGGGGGUGUCAAAACCGCCAGCAAAACAUAUGUCAUUGACCGUUCUGAACCUUCAAGUGGACCAUCAAAAGCAAUUGAUGAUUCUGCUGCUUCUAUUUCUCUGGCCCAGCUAACAAAGACUGCCAAUCUGGCUGAAGCAAAUGCAUCCGAGGAAGAUAAAAUCAGAGCUGUGAUGUCACAAUCAGUUUUUGAUUACGACCCCAUACAUUACUUGAAGAAACCUCUGGGACCACCACCACCAACUUACACCUGUUUUCGCUGUCGUAAAUCAGGACACUACAUUAAAAAUUGUCCAACUAAUGGGGACAAAAAUUUUGAAGCUGUACCAAGGAUUAAAAAGAGUACUGGUAUCCCCAGAAGUUUUAUGGUGGAAGUUGAUGAUCCCAACAUGAAAGGGGCAAUGCUUACCAACACAGGAACAUUUGCAAUUCCCACUAUUGAUGCGGAGGCCUAUAAAAUUGGAAAGAAGGAGAAACCACCGUUUUUGCCACAGGAGCAGUCUUCGUCAUCAGAGGAAGAGGAUCCCAUACCAGAUGAGCUACUCUGUCUCAUCUGCAAGGACAUUAUGACAGAUGCAGUUGUUAUCCCCUGUUGUGGAAAUAGCUAUUGUGAUGACUGUAUUCGAUCAUUCCUACUAGAAUCAGAUGAACAUAUUUGUCCUACCUGUCACCAGUCUGAUGUUUCUCCAGAUGCCUUGAUUGCAAACAAAUUCUUACGUCAGGCUGUUAACAAUUUUAAAAACGAAACUGGAUACACCAAAAGAAUUCGUAAGGGGCAAAGCUGUCAAACUGGACAAGUUCAGAACCAGGUUAGACAACAGCUGCAGCGUCCAAUGCAGAGCCGUGGAAGCAGGCAGCAAGAUCCACUAAUUUCUAAUGCACCAGCUGCAGAUGUUGCUUCAUCUACUGCUCAGCCUCAAGUUGUUCAACAAACACCUGUUUUACCUUCAACGCUUCCAUCAGCUUCACCUUCUCUACAGGUGAAUGUAGAAUCCAGUAGCCCUCCACCUGAUGUGUCAUCUUCUGUCCCCUCACCUCAACCUGCAGUUAAGCAAGAAGAUCCACCCCCCACCUCAGCUCCAGUAAAAGAUCAAGAUAAAUCUGCACUGAGCAAUGCUCCACCAGUAACUACUUCUGCAGACGCAUCUGUCACCACUGUCUCAUUGCCAAAGGGAUAUCAAGUACCAGUGCUUGGUCAGCCACUUCCUCAUGGCCACUGCAUCCCUACCACAGGACAGCCAAUUAGGUCUAGCUCAGCUCGCCCUGGAACAAGUCGCCAGGCCUGGGAAACAUCGGCUAGCAGAGGAAGACCACCUAGUGAAAGACCCUCAAGAACACAAGCUGUUACCUUACCCAGCAAUGCCCCAGUGUAUGCACCUCCCCCAUCACUCUUUCCUCCUCCUCCUCCACAUUCGCUGCCUUUGGCCACGGGGGUGCCCCCUCCUCAGUUUCCACCACAGUUUCCUCCAGGGCAACCACCAAAUAGUGGGUACAGUGUUCCUCCCCCUGGCUUCCCUCCAGCACCAGCAACAGUCAACACCCCUUGGGUACCUCCUGGAACAAAUGCGCCAUUGGGUAACACCAUUCCCUCAAUCACACAGGCACCCCCUCUCUCCAGGGAAGAAUUUUACAGACAGCAGCGGCGGUUAAAGGAGGAGGAGAAGAAAUCCAAACUUGAUGAGUUCACCAAUGACUUUGCCAAAGAGUUGCUAGAGUACCGAAAGAUCCAAAAAGAGAGACGGCGCUCAUAUUCCAGGUCCAAGUCAUCUUAUAGUGGCUCUUCCUUCAGUGGAAGCUCCUACACCUAUUCAAAGUCCAGGUCCCGCUCCUCUCGCUCCUAUUCCAGAUCUGUGAGUCGCUCACAUUCACGGUCUUACUCCAGAUCUCCAGUCUAUCCCAGAAGAGGAGGGGGAGGAAGGAGUCGAAGUUACCGUUCUCGAUCACGUUCCCAUGGGUACCACCGCUCCCGCUCCAGGUCUCCAGCCUACAGGGGAGGAGGUGGAGGAGGAGGCGGAGGAGGAGGAGGAGGGGGGGGGGUGGAGGAGGAGGGUGGUGGAGGUGGUGGGGGAUAUCGUUCACGAUCGCGAUCCCCUACUUACCGGACUCAUUCUCCCAAUAAACGGCCUGUGCCUCCACCCCAGCCUGAAGGAGAAAGAGAGUAUUACAACAGGUACCGAGAGGCUCCACCCUAUGAUUUGAAAGCCUACUAUGGCCGUUCUGUGGACCAGAGGGACCCCUAUGAGAGAGAGAGAUAUAGGGAAUGGGAGCGGAAGUACAGAGAAUGGUAUGAAAAGUACUACAAGUCCUAUACCCACAGUGCAGGCAAUCCACCUCGGCAAAGACCCCCUCCUUCCAACAGAGAGCACUUUACUCCUGAGCGCUUUGCACCACUUGGGCCAAGACGUGAUAAUUCUCCAUAUGGUAGAGGACGUAAAGAUGACUAUCCACCUAUUGGGUUGGGCCAGAGGGUCCAUAAUAUUCCUGCUGCUUACCCUGAACGGUUUAUGUUAAAGGAAAGCCAUGGCUGUGGCAAGGAGCUGAGCAAAACUUCAAAGGAGAAAGAGGCAGAAAAUCUUCCUGGGGAUGCAAAGAGUUCAAAACACAAGAAACACAGGAAGAGAAGAAAAGGUGAUGAAAGUGAGUUAUUUGGAACAGCACCCCAAGAACUGCCACGCAAGCCUGUAGCCGGAGACGACGUCAAGGGAGAAUCUCUACUGCUUUCCCUGAGUCGAGAUGAUGCCACCCCUGUUCGAGAUGAGCCAAUGGACAGCGCCUCCAUUUCAUAUAAAGCAGUAGCAGAGAGAGACAAAAAAGAAAAGGUCAAAGCCAAAGUGGAAAAAGUAAAACGCAAACCAGAUAUCCCAGCCACUAAAAAGGACUCUCAGGUGAAGCCACUCAAGCCCCCAGAGCGAGACAAAUCCCCUAGAACUGAGCCACCACCCAAGAAGCCCAAAGAGGAACCAUCCCAGAAAGUAGAAUCAACAAAGUCACAUGGGUCCCAGAGGGAAGCCCCAGCAUCACGCAAAGCACCCACUAAACCAGUGAAACAUCACAAUGAGCUUAAGGCGACAAAAGAAGAGAAAACCAAAGAGAAGCGUGACCAGACAAGAGAGGCAGCAAAAGUUGAAAAGCCUCCCAACAAAGAAGAGAAGCCCAAGAAGGACAGUGAUGAGAAAGCCAGUAAGACCACAGAAGCAAAACCAGAGAAGAAGAAGAGGAAAGAUGACAAAGAUCCUGAAGUGCCUUCUAUCAAGUCACCGCGAGUUGAGGCAGCAGAAGUACCUAAGCCAACACCCAAGCCUAAAGUAGAAUCUGAGGCAGACAAGCACUUAGAAAAGCCUGCUGUCAAGGAAGAGAAAAGCGCUCCUCUGAGGAAAAUCAAAAUCAACCGUGAGAUUGGGAAGAAGAUUGUGGCUGGAGAGAGCUCUGUUCCUGUGGUGGAGAAGAAUCGGCCUGAGAAAACAAAACCAAAGUUGCGGAGAAAAAUACAAGCUCCUGAUUCCUUGCUUGUAGACUACACCAGCACAAGUUCAACGGGAGGAAGUCCAGUGAGGAAGCAGGAAGAUAUCAAGAAAACGGUAGUGAAGACUUUGGAGGAAUACAACAAUGACAGUUCUGCACCAGCUGAAAAUGAAAUAGUGAUGAUUAAGGUGCCUCGGUCAAAAUGGGAGAAAGAGGACUACGAAUCAGAAGAAGACGAAGGGAAGGAAACACAGGCAACAGCGAGCAUUAAGCCCACAGCUCCUCCAAAGCCAUCUGGGGACUUCAAAAUUCCUGCCAAGGAUUCUCCUAAACCAUUUAAAGAGCCUGCAGGAGAAGAAUUGACACCAGAAGCCAAGACUACAAAAGCUGCAGUGGCAGUGAGUGAGAAAGACAAGGCCAAAGACAAGGAAUCGACAACUGAUAAGAGAAAAGAGAGGGAGAAGAAGCCGGAGCGAACUGCUGAUCAGAGCUCUGGGAAAAAUGGCUCCACUGCCUCUGGCUCUUCUAAAGACAGGACUGUGGAAAAGACCGAAACUGCACCUCGGGUGCCCCAAAAUAAAGAGGGAGCUCCUUCCAUCACCUCUGACAAGAAAUGUGAGUCUGCAGUGGCCAGCAAAGAGCAUUCAGGUUCCAAGCGUAAGGAAGACAAGUUGAAGGAGUCCAUAAAGAAAAAAGACUCUCCCUCUGCAGGGCGGGAAUCCCACCCAAAUUUAAAAGGCAGAGACCGGGACGCUCACUCAGAUCCACCCAGGAAGACAACAACCACAGAAUCUAAGAGGCCAGAACAAAGCCCUGUUAGGGAGCGGAAGCCACGAACCGACCCCAAAAUUGCACCCAGUUCCAAAAAGCCUGUUUCAGAAGAGCCACGAGCAGACCGGGCACAUGGAAAGGAUGCACGCACCAGUAGAGAUCACAAUCUCCACAAACCCCACCGGACUGAUUCUCCUGAAGGCAGGUCUGAGCGGGAGCACGCAAAGAACAAGCAGCCGCUUGUGCGAUCCAGUCGCCUCUCCUCUGAUUUGACCAAGGAGACUGAUGAGGCAGCCUUUGUGCCCGACUACAGUGAAAGUGACAGUGAGAGUGACCUCUCGCCACACAGUAGCAAGCAUGCAAAAGAGAAGGGGCCGACAGCUGCCCCUGGUGAAAGCCAGGGCCACAGCAGUGCCAGCCCGUCUGACAGCCCAGCACGCAGCCGCAGUAGCAGUGCCAGUUCUGCAGGCAGCCAGGACAGCAAGAAGAAAAAGAAGAAGAAGGACAAGAAGAAACACAAAAAGCACAAGAAACAUAAAAAGCACAAGAAGCACACUGGGCUGGAAACAGAAACAGAAUUGAAAGGUCAAAAACAUAAACACAAGAAGAAGAAGUCGAAAAAAAGCAAAGACAAGGAGAAAGAAGAGCCCAAGGCAAAGGUGCCAGCCUAAAGGGGCGCUGUAAAUAGGGGACUGCCCAUUGGCUUGGCUUUUUUAUUAUUGCAUAUCUGUACAGAAGUGUGUGCGCAGAUUGGCGUUGCACUUUUUUUUUUUUUUUAAUUUGAGAAAGUGCGAAUUUCUUUGAACCCUAAACAGACUUUAAUACAGCUGUGUGAACGCGUGUAUCCAGCUGUGAGCAUUGUGCUGCUGGCCUCUCAGUAUGGAGAGAUGGGACUUAAUUUACUGUGAAUUAAUUUUUCUUUUGUAUCUAAUUUAUCAGCUGAAUGAUGACCCAUCACAAAAACUUUCUAUGUUGUUUUGAUUGUAAUAAAUUUUUUUCAG